AUGACGUCGCUUAGAGCAAAGUUUCAGUCAAAAUCCUGGCAAAAAGAUCAAUUCACCAUCUCAACAGACCCCAACCAAUUCCCUAUCUCCCAACUUGCAGAUAUCUUUAAUUCGAGCGAGUUCUACUGGGCCAGCGCUCUAUCACCUGAAGCUUUCAAAGAAGCACUUCACAAUUCCCUUUCAUUCGGCGUAUAUGACUCGCCUCAGUCCUCCGGCCGCGAAUCAUCAGGCAAACUGAUUGGAAUCGCUCGGCUCGUGACCGACUUCGUCACCUUUGCAUAUCUCACAGACGUUUGGGUUGAUCCGACAUAUCAAGGCAAAGGCUUGGGGAGCUGGCUUGUUCGUUGUAUGCGAGAAGUGCUGGAUGAGAUGCCGGACUUGAGAAGGGCAAUGCUGCUUACGGGAGAUUGGGAGAGGUCUGUACCGUUUUAUGAGAAGCUUUUGGGCAUGAGCUUGGUUGAGCCAAAGAGGGGCGAAGGACUUGCUGUUAUGGAGAGCAAAGGGAGAGGGCAUCCGACCUAUGGGAAGUCAGGCUUAGGGUAUGACUAA
Messenger RNA from Fusarium proliferatum ET1, 549 nucleotides. RefSeq lists its product as uncharacterized. The record is from RefSeq and is a predicted model, not a curated record. Bases 1 to 549 code for a protein of 182 amino acids. Gene Ontology annotation, molecular function: acyltransferase activity, transferring groups other than amino-acyl groups. The transcript has a single exon. NCBI's taxonomy places the organism in Eukaryota, Fungi, Ascomycota, Sordariomycetes, Hypocreales, Nectriaceae.